GAUUAGUCGUCGAUGAUAAUGCUUGCAGUCUAAGCGUUUGAAACGUCUGUUCAGGUACGCUUCCAGAGUAUUACUUGACGUACUCAAAUUUUUUAAUUAAAAGCGCGCCAAUUGCCAAGCUAUUUAAGCCUCUCCGGUGCGCGCCAUUUUCCCAAGCACACACACCAUCUGCCCUGCCAACAUGGCACCUCCUUUGUCCCUCGUCUUCCUCGUCCUCGCCGCCGUUUCGCUCUCGGCCUCGGCUGCCGCGGCGGUGUUGCCCAGAGGAGCCGUCCCGGCCAAGUCCGGCUACCUCCCCAUCCCGUCGGCGAAUGCUUCGCUCUACUUCGCCUUCUACGAGGCCACCGAGCCGGUGACCCCGCCGGCCGCCACGCCGCUUCUCGUCUGGCUGGAGGGCGGCCCCGGCUGCUCCGGCCUCCUCAGCAAUUUCCUUCAGAUCGGCCCUUACCUAUUCGCCGGCGGCUCGAACGGCUCCGGCGGCGGCUCGCUGUCGCCUAACCCCUUCGCGUGGAAUCGCCGGUUUGGCCUUGUCUUCAUUGACAGCCCGCUCGGCACCGGCUUCAGCGUCGCGCCUUCCCCCGCCGCCAUCCCCACCAACCAGUCCGUCGUCGCCGAGCACGUCCUCGCCGCGCUCCAGUCCUUCUUUGCGCUAGAACCCAGCUUCCGUGCCCGCCCGCUGUACCUCACCGGCGAGAGCUACGCCGGCAAGACCAUCCCGGCCGCCGGGUCGCUGAUACUAGCCACGAACCGGAGGUCGCCGGAGCCGGAGAGGAGGAUCAACCUCCGCGGCGUGGCGAUCGGCAACGGGAUGACGCACCCGGUGGCGCAGGUGACGGCGCACGCGGACAUCGCCUACUUCAUGGGGCUGAUCAACGGGAAGCAGAAGCGCGAGGCGGAGGCGAUGCAGGCGAAGGCGGUGGAGCUGGUGAAGGCGGAGAGGUGGAGCGAGGCGUACCUGGCGCGGGAGGGGCUCCUCGGGUGGAUGGAGAACGCCUCCGGGGUGGCGUCCCUGUUCGACGUCGAGGAGAAGCGGUCGAUGCUAGAGGUGGCGGCGGCCCUGGUGCCGCUGCUGAACGGCGACGAGGUGAAGGCGGCGCUGGGAGCGCGGGGCGACGUGGAGUGGAAGAUGUGCAGCGCGGCGGUGGGGACGGCGCAGCGGGAGGACGUGAUGAAGAGCGUGAAGCCGGCGGUGGAGGCGCUGCUGCAGCGUGGGACGCGCGUGCUGCUGUACGGCGGCGUCCGCGACGUCAGGAACGGGCCGGUGUGCACGGCGGCGUGGCUGCGGGAGCUGGAGUGGGACGGCCUCGCCGCGUUCCACGGCGCCGGCCGCGCCGUGUGGCGGACCCGGGACGGCGGCCGCGGCUCGUCGCUCGCCGGGGCCGUCCAGAGCCACGGCGCGCUCGCCGACGUCGCCGUGUAUGGGGCUGGCCACUUCGUGCCGUUCGCGCAGGGGCUCGCGUCGCGGGAGAUGAUCGAGGACUGGGUGUUCGGCGACGGGUUGUUCGCCUCCGGUGGCGGGAACCAUUGAUGCUCCCGUUGUCAUGCCUGCCACGGCCAUGUAUACAGUAUUGUAGCCUGUAUAGAUCAUUUCAACACCUAUGAAUAUGAUAUACUCAAGUAUAAUUUUGGAUCAACAGGGCUGGACUCUACGGGGAAGAUUGUUUGGUUUUUUUAAAGCUUACCGUCAU
Molecule: messenger RNA, 1688 nt
Organism: Oryza brachyantha (malo sina)
Lineage: Eukaryota; Viridiplantae; Streptophyta; Magnoliopsida; Poales; Poaceae
Product: serine carboxypeptidase-like 50
Exons: 1
Coding region: 182-1528 (448 amino acids)
Biological process (GO): proteolysis
Molecular function (GO): serine-type carboxypeptidase activity
Source: RefSeq, a predicted model, not a curated record